This is a messenger RNA of Notolabrus celidotus (New Zealand spotty), 3754 nucleotides long. Its product is annotated as zinc finger protein 436. The coding region runs from base 108 to 1892 and encodes 594 amino acids. Lineage: Eukaryota; Metazoa; Chordata; Actinopteri; Labriformes; Labridae. The transcript has 2 exons. Gene Ontology annotation, biological process: regulation of transcription by RNA polymerase II. The record is from RefSeq and is a predicted model, not a curated record. Gene Ontology annotation, molecular function: RNA polymerase II cis-regulatory region sequence-specific DNA binding; DNA-binding transcription factor activity.
GCCUCUUCAUUACGUCAUAGUCAUGCGACAGUCUCUGCUUUGUUUGUUCCGCACACGGCAGCAGAGCAGCGGAGCCACACACCCCUACACUUUGAACCAACAACACAAUGUUGUUGUCUGCCGCCGCUGCCAGCCGGUCUAACAUGGCCAGGCCGAAUGACCUGAAGUUCUUCCUGGAGUCCUCCCUGAACGAGAUCUUUAAAGCGACUGUUAGUGACAUCCUGGAUUCGGUGGACCGGACCCUGACCGAGUAUCAGGACACAAUACGGAGGAUUGAGUCCGAAAACGAAGGCCUGAAGCAACAACUGUUUGCACAGAGGAGCACGGAGUCUGCUGCCAGAGGUAUUCAUGAACAAGAUACUUCCGAGUACUUUCUGACCUCAAAAUGGAAUAAUCUACCCGUCAACUCCACACAGGGCAUGUUCAAGGUGUCCAUAUGCAGCAGUGACAAGAAGAGCUUCAGGAGGAAGCAGAGGGACAAGGUGAGGGAAAGCGUUUCCUCUGCCUCUUAUUCACCACAGACCAAUGAUACACUAGAAACACCACAUCUGAGCACAGCAGAGGCAUGCGUCUCAACCAAUGACAUGAUAUGUAUAAAAACAGAGCCUGACGAGGGGGAAAGCAGUGCUAUCGACCUCUCCCAGCCUCCAUCUCUUCUCAAUCUGUCAACGAGGCAGAUUAAAGCUGAGAGCACAGAGGUGAAUUGUAACAGUGAUCAAACAGAUGUGCCUCUGCUGCCCUCUACGGGCCUGGAACAAGACUCUGAGGACAGUAAGAGUGAAAUAAAAGACACUGUUGUUUCUGACAGCUACAUUAAGACUGAAGAAGAAGAGCAGGAAGAGGCUUUGCAAUGCAGCGAUGAUUUGUCUAAUGAAGAGUUGAAGCAUGAAUUAGAACAUUACCCUGAAUCUGAAGUAACUCAGGAGGGAGCGAGCAGUCAGGUUGAAGCAGCGGCUCCUGAGGAAAAUAAUCCAGCACCUGCUGCUCCUGCAGAAGAGGUUCCUGACAAUGUUUUGCGCUGCCCCUCAUGUCCUAAAACAUUUACUCGAGCAACCUCGCUCAAUAUUCACCUUAGGACUCACACUGGUGAGAAGGCCCACACUUGCUGUUACUGUGGGAAACGCUUUGGCCGUGCCGAUCUCCUCAAAUCCCACAAGAGAACGCACACAGGAGAGAAACCGUACAGCUGCAACCUGUGCAGCAAAACAUACGCCCAUCCCAGCCAGCUUAGGAUACACAAACGCACCCACACCGGAGAGAGGCCGUACUGCUGCACGCAUUGUGGAAGGCGCUUCAAUGAGCCCAACCAGCUCAAAGUUCAUGUGCGGACUCACACUGGGGAGAAGCCGUACAGCUGCCGGGAGUGUGGGAAAUCUUUCAGCAACGCAGGAAACCUUCGAAUACACGAGAGGAUCCACACAGGUGAGAAGCCGUACUGCUGCACGCAAUGCGGGAAGAGAUUCAACGGCUUAGGUGACCUAAAAACACACUACAGGAUUCACACAGGAGAGCGGCCGUACAGCUGCAAGCUCUGCAAGAAGACCUUCAGCCAGACGGGCCACCUCACCAUUCACAUGCGGAUGCACACAGGAGAGAGGCCGUACAGCUGCGACGAGUGCGGCAAGACGUUCACAGUGGCCAGCAGCCUCAAACUGCACCAGAGAACUCACACGGGAGAGAAGGGGUACAGUUGCUCGCACUGUACCAAGAGCUUCAGCAGGGCGGCUCACCUGAAAAGACACGAGCUGGUUCACACCAAAGAGAAGUUUUUUAUCUGCCACCUGUGCGGGAAGAGCUACAGCGACCAGUCGUCUCUGAGGAAGCACCUGAAGAGGCACACUGCCGUGACGCAGAAGAGUGUGGGCAAGGAAAGCACCAGCAAGCCUGAAUAAACCUCACCCAACUGAGAGAAUGACCACGAACUCUCUGAGAUGAGUUAUAGAAAAAGACAGAAUAAGUGUUGUACGUGAAACAAGGUCACCUUUAAUCAAGGUCUAUUUCCUAGCUUUUUGUCCAGAGCUUUCAGGCUCAUUUGAAUGGGAUGUUCCUAUUAUUAUUAUCUUUAUUUAAAUUAGAAAAUUAUACCAUUCUGUAAUAUUUCCUGUUUUCUAAAAUCUAUUCCUGAUUUUAGAUUUCUGCUUAGACAUUACACUUUGUCUCUUUUGUUUAUAACUUGAAAUCAGUUUAUCUUUGUCCUCUAAAACUUCAACCUUGCCAAGCUAAUAUAUUAUAUUUCAGUUCAAUCUUCUUUCGAUGCAGUUGAUUUUUGCAUCAAAUGCUUCUUAAUGUAAAAAAAAAAUCUACUCAGCAGCGUAGGAACAUUUGCACAGCUUUGUUAAUUAAACUGGACUUCCAGUUUUUAUGUACUUCAUUGCUGUUUUGAAAGCUCCAUAAAAAGCUACCAAAUGGACCGUGGGUUGAGAUUUUUUAUUGAGCUGCUGUCAUCGGGCUGAGAUGGACACGGACACUCAAUAUGGGAUGUAUCUGGUACAGUGCACAACACUGCUGUCCAAUCUCUACUGUGUUUUAAGUAAGUCCAAAUAUCUACCUGUACUGUACGGUAAAUUACUUUGUUUUGAUUGAUGAACUCUAAGAUUCCACCUGUAGUAUUCUCUGGACUCGGCUGUGUAAAGAGUUACAGACUGAAAGAGGGACCCUUCAUGAACACUUUAAAAUAAAUGUUAUUUAUUAGAUGUCGGUGGGGUUACCGCACCUGGACCAGGGUCAGUAGAAAAUAACAAUAUGAUUGUUGAAUAAUUAGGAUGUUCUUAUACUUUAGUCGUAGCUGGGUGUGGUCAGAAAUGUGUGAUGAAAUCAGUGUUUUGAAUGGGAAAAUCCUUAAUAUAUUGCUGUAUAUAGCUUAAUCUAUACAGGCAGCAUCUAAUCCAAGAAUGUUUGUGUUAUAAUGUUACUGAUAAUAUUAUCGCUAAUAUUUAGUAUAAAUUGCCAUAGUACAUACUCUACCAGUCAAAAGUUUGGACACACCUUCUCAUUCAAGGGUUUGUAUUUAUUGUAGUUAUUUGAAACAGAUUAAUACAAAAUACAUCAAAACUAUGAAAGAACAUAUAUGGAAUUAUUUCAUGAACAAAAAAGUGUGAAACAAACCAGAAUAUGUUUUAUGUUUUAGAUUCUGUAAAGUAGCCCCUUUUUCCUUCAUGACAGCUUUGCCCACAUUUGGUAUUCUCUCAGUCUGCUUCAUGAAGUGGUCUCCUGGGAUGGGUUCUAAUUAACAUGAGCCUUGUCAAGAGUUCAUUUGUAGAAUGACUUGCCUUCUUAAUGUGUUUGAGACCAUCAGUUGUGUUGUUCAGAGGUAGGGUUAGUACACAAUGGAUAGCCCUAUUUGACUACUGUUGUAAUCGAUAAUUUGGCAAAACCAGAUUAUUUCAUAGUUUUGAUGUCUUCAGUUUUAAACUAUAAUGUCAAAAAUAAUUAAAAUAAAUGAAAACCAUUGAAUGAGAUGGUGUGUCCAAACGUUUGACUGGUAGUGUACAUAGUAAAUUAAUCGUUUAGUAAGCCACGCUAAGCAAUGAAUGUCAGAUUAUAUUUAUUUCAGGUUGUGUUACCCAAAGCCUUGCUUCCUAACAUGAGCAUACAGGAGGAAGCUGUCAUGUUGAUGAUGAUAGGACUUCUUUUUGCUGCAGCAACUGGAUGUUACACAUGCAAAGCGAUGUGAGUGUUUGCUGCAAUCAGUUAAUUGUGACUUUUUAUGUGUGUGAUUUGUGUCUUAAAUUAAAGAGAAACAUUAACCAGGUCA